This is a messenger RNA of Rattus rattus (black rat), 1201 nucleotides long. RefSeq names its product CD320 molecule (gene Cd320). Gene Ontology annotation, biological process: receptor-mediated endocytosis involved in cholesterol transport; cholesterol homeostasis. The coding region runs from base 80 to 874 and encodes 264 amino acids. The transcript has 5 exons. NCBI's taxonomy places the organism in Eukaryota, Metazoa, Chordata, Mammalia, Rodentia, Muridae. The record is from RefSeq and is a predicted model, not a curated record. Gene Ontology annotation, molecular function: protein binding. Gene Ontology annotation, cellular component: plasma membrane.
GUGCGCGUGCGCGAGAAUCAGCGCAUCUCUCUGUGCAGUCGCGCCUGGAGCGCAGCGGAGCGGUUCAGCCAGCGGUUGGAUGGCGCGGUGCGGAGCUGGGCGGGCAGCCGCCCUGGGCCUGGUGCUGCGGCUGCUCUUGGGUCUUAGAACAGGUCCCGAGGCCGCUCCGGCUCCAACCCCGGCUCCGGCCCAUACCCUAGUCCAAGUCUCGGGCCCUAGAGCUGGCUCCUGCCCAACAGACACCUUCAAGUGUCUUACCAGUGGCUACUGUGUGCCCCUCUCCUGGCGCUGCGAUGGGGACCGGGAUUGCUCUGAUGGCAGUGACGAGGAAGAGUGUAGAAUUGAGCCAUGUGCUCAGAAUAGGCAGUGCCAGCCACAGCCUGCCCUUCCUUGCUCCUGUGACAACAUCAGUGGUUGCUCUUCGGGCUCAGACAAGAACCUCAACUGCAGCCGCUCACCCUGUCAGGAGGGCGAGCUUCGUUGCACACUGGAUGGUGUCUGUAUCCCACACACGUGGCGCUGUGACGGCCACCCAGACUGUCCUGACUCCAGUGAUGAGCUCAGCUGUGACACCGACACAGAAACUGACAAGAUAUUCCAGGAGGAGAAUGCCACAACCUCAAUGUCUUCUAUGAUUGUGGAGAAAGAGACCUCCUUCAGAAAUGUCACAGUUGCUUCUGCUGGGCACCCAUCCCGAAACCCAAAUGCCUAUGGGGUUAUCGCAGCUGCUGGGGUGUUGAGUGCCAUCCUGGUUUCAGCUACCAUUCUCAUAUUGCUACGACUCAGAGGUCAGGGUUAUCUACCCCCAACAGGGCUGUUGGUGGCCGUGAAGGAGUCGCUGCUGCUGUCAGAAAGGAAAACCUCUUUGAUCUGAGGACACAUGGUUACCACCUGGCCCUGAGUACAGUCAGACUGGAACAAAGCUGCAGUGGAACAUGCAGGUAGCAACUGGCUUCUCAGCUCCGAGACCUGGGCUCUUUUGGCCACAGAGAACUUUGAUUUUUAAACUUCUUCAGAUGUGGUCCUGGAGACUGGGGGUCGUCAGACACUCCCUUUGUAUGUGGUGAGCUUGGCUGGAAAAUCGCCAUAGCCAGGACUGAGGGGCCAGUCCCAGGAUGCUCCCAAGAAAUGGGGCCACCCUGGUCUAAACACUCCUUCUGCUCACAUUGACGGGCAGGUAUUAAAGUUUCUUCACCCCCUC